AUGCCCCUCAUCGCCAUCUCCUACUCCCACGGCAAACUCUCGAUUCUCAACCAACUCUUCCUUCCCCACCAAACCACAUAUGAUCCUAUCUACUCCGCGUGCGACGCCUGGCAUGCCAUCCACGACAUGCGCGUCCGCGGAGCCCCUGCCAUCGCCAUCGUAGCAGCCCUAUCCCUCGCCGUCGAAUUAUACGAUUUAAUACAGAAGGGCAAACUCUCCGAUCAGGCGAAGGAGGUUGAGAUCUUUAUACGGGAGAAGUUGGAGUAUAUAGCUAGCAGUCGGCCGACGGCGGUCAAUUUGGUAGAGGCGGCGGGGAGGUUGGGAAAGAUUGUCGUUGCCAGGAGUUGUGGGGAGGGAGUGACUGGAAGGGAGGUGGCGGAGGAGUAUAUUCGGGCGGCGGAGAAGAUGUUGGAGGAUGAUGUGAAGGAUAAUCGUGGGAUUGGCGAGUUUGGGGCGAAGUGGAUUAUGAAGCAGGCUAUUGAUGGGGCUGAGGGGAAGGGGAAGGUUGCGGUGUUGACCCACUGUAAUACUGGCUCCCUCGCCACAGCCGGAUACGGAACAGCUCUAGGCGUCAUCCGCUCCCUGCACGCGGCCAACUCCCUCAAACACGCUUACUGCACAGAAACACGCCCGUACAACCAGGGUUCCCGCCUUACCGCCUACGAGCUCGUCCACGACAACAUACCGGCCACCCUCAUCACAGAUAGCAUGGCCGCAGCCUUACUCGCGCACAAAAGCGCAGGCGUGGGCGCCAUCGUCGUCGGCGCAGACCGCGUUGCCGCCAACGGCGACACGGCAAAUAAGAUCGGGACGUACGGAUUAGCAGUCCUGGCAAAACAUCAUGGGGUGAAAUUCCUCGUUGCGGCUCCCCGGACGACGAUCGAUAUGAAUACGAAGAGUGGGGAGGGUAUUGCCAUUGAGGAAAGACCUAGGCAGGAAAUGACGAGGAUUCGGGGGCCACGGGUUGGAGGCGAGCAGGAUGGGUUGGGCGCUAUGGAGACUAUCACUGUUGCGGCGGAUGGUAUUGACGUGUGGAAUCCGGCUUUUGAUGUCACGCCUGCAUCGCUUAUUGAUGGGAUUAUCACGGAGAUUGGGGUUGUGGAGAAGGAUAGGGAUGGGGAGUUUCAUUUGGAACGUGUGUUUGAGUGA
This is a messenger RNA of Paracoccidioides brasiliensis Pb18, 1149 nucleotides long. RefSeq names its product methylthioribose-1-phosphate isomerase. The transcript has 2 exons. Gene Ontology annotation, molecular function: S-methyl-5-thioribose-1-phosphate isomerase activity. The record is from RefSeq and is a predicted model, not a curated record. Bases 1 to 1149 code for a protein of 382 amino acids.